AUGAAAGCUGAGAAACUCGAGAAAUUCAAAGCCAAACAGGCCAAGUCGAACCCAGCAGCUGGUCCGAAGAAAGAGAAGGUGGUCAAGUCCAACACCACCACCAUCAAUGCCUACAAUCCCACCACGAUCGAACGAGGCCGUUACGAAUGGUGGGAGAGCAAUGGUUUCUUCAAACCCCAGUUGGAAAAUGGCAAGAUCAAGCCCCAAGGCAAAUUCGUCAUUCCAAUCCCCCCGCCGAACGUCACUGGAUCUUUGCAUAUGGGCCACGCUUUAACAAACGCCUUGCAAGAUGUGAUGGUACGCCAUGCUCGCAUGCGAGGCAAAUCUACUCUUUGGAUACCGGGGUGUGACCAUGCAUCCAUCUCGACCCAAGCGGUUGUCGAGAACAUGCUAUGGAGGACACAGGGUAAGACUCGGCAUGAGAUUGGGCGUGAUAAGCUCUUGGAGAUAAUCUGGGACUGGACACGGAAGUACAAGGGCAACAUCACAAAUCAACUCAAGCGUCUUGGUGGCUCUAUGGACUGGGAACGUGAGGCAUUCACGAUGGAUGAAAACCUGACAGAGGCGGUCAAGGCGACUUUCAUCCAACUGCACGAGGAGGGCAUCAUCUACCGCGCAAAUCGUCUGGUCAAUUGGUGUCCAGCCCUGGAAACCUCGCUGUCAAAUGUCGAGGUCGAUAACAAGGAGUUGUUGGGUCGUACCAAGCUAACUGUCCCCGGUUACGACAAGAAGAUCGACUUUGGUGUCUUGAUGUAUUUCAAAUAUCCGGUCAAAAAACCAUCCAGUGCCGCCACUGUGGACUGCGAGAGGUUCGCCGACUAUGAGUUCAUCGAGAUUGCCACCACGAGACCAGAGACGAUUUUUGGUGACACUGCAAUCGCGGUACAUCCAACCGACCGCCGAUAUGCACAUCUUGUCGGCCGCACAGCUAUUCACCCAUUUAUCCCUGAACGCCGCAUCGCCAUUAUUGCGGACGAGGAGGUUGACCCUGAAUUUGGCACGGGUGCUGUCAAAGUCACCCCGGCUCACGAUCCCGCCGACUUUAUCAUGGGUAAGAAGCAUGGCUUAGAGUUCAUCAACAUCCUCGAAGCUGACGGUUCCUUGAACGAAAAUGCUGGCCUCCAAUUUGCUGGUCAAAAGCGGUUUGAAGCACGAUAUACUGUUGUGACUGCUUUAAAAGAGAAGAGGCUCUAUAUAAAGGAAGAAGAUCAUGCCAUGACAAUACCAGUCUGUCAACGAAGCAAAGACAUUGUUGAGCCCAUCUUGAAACCCCAGUGGUGGAUGAGAAUGAGCAAUAUGGCCCAAGCCGCCGAUGCUGCCGUCACCAAUGGUGAAAUAAAGAUACAGCCCCGGACAGAAGAGAAAAAGUUUCAUUACUGGAUGCAAACGAUUCAGGAUUGGUGCCUUUCACGUCAACUCUGGUGGGGCCAUCGCGUCCCUGCUUAUCGUAUUCAGAUCGAAGAGAUGGAUCCCAACGACACCAGUACGGACGACACAUACUGGGUUUGUGCACACGACGAAGUUGAAGCGCAUACAAAGGCCCAAAAAAGAUUCCCGAACCAGGAAUUCACCCUUCAUCAGGAUGAGGACGUGCUAGAUACAUGGUUCUCGGCUGGGCUGUGGCCGUGGGCCAUCUUGGGCUGGCCAAAAAAGACCGUUGAUUUCGAAUCCUUCUAUCCGACCUCUAUGCUCGAGACCGGCUGGGACAUUCUCUUCUUUUGGGUUGCAAGAAUGAUAAUGCUGGGCAUUAAGAUGACGGGUAGGGUCCCGUUCACAGAGGUAUACUGUCAUUCUCUGGUCCGAGAUUCCGAGGGGAGAAAAAUGUCUAAAUCUUUGGGGAACGUUAUUGAUCCAUUGGAUAUUAUCAAUGGUACGACGCUUGAGGCGCUUCAGGCGCAAUUGAAAUCCGGCAACCUUGAUCCUCGAGAAGUCGAACGCGCGUCAGCCUACCAACAAUCCUCGUUCCCGAACGGCAUAUCAGAAUGUGGUGCUGAUGCACUCAGAUUUUCGUUAGUCAACUACACUACUGGCGGAGGCGACAUUGCAUUUGAUAUCAAGGAGAUUGAGGCGAAGAGACGGUUUUGCAACAAAAUCUACCAGGCAACGAAUUUUGUCCUGGGCCGACUUGGGGAAGGGUUUCAACCAUCUUUAAGCCCGAUUCGGCCCUCCAGUUUGGCAGAGAAGUGGAUUCUGCACAAACUGAAUUCCACCGCAGCCAUAGUGACUCAGGCUAUCGAAUCUCGAGCCUUCUCGGCAUCGACCUCGGCUCUUCACAGAUACUGGCUGCACGAAGUUUGCAGCGUGUUCUUGGAGAAUUCCAAGACUGUGCUUCGACCAGAGACUGAUCAAGCCGAGCAAGAGUCGAUUCAACAAACGUUAUACGUUGCACUGGAGGGUGGCUUAUUGCUUCUUCAUCCCAUAAUGCCAUACUUGACGGAGCAUCUCUGGCAAAAGUUACCGCGACGUAAAGGAGACAGUACACCAAGCAUCAUGAUUGCCAAAUACCCCGAGUUCAACCCUACAUGGGAAGAUCCAGAGGCGGUCAAGGACUACGAGUUCAUCCUGUCGAUUGCCGAGGCUAUUCGUGGGUUGCUGUCGCUCUACGGCUUCACAGAACCAGGAAAUGUCCUCAUCAAAUUGCACACUGCAGAACGUGUGAAACUUGUGCAAGAUCAAAUCCGCAUGAUAACAUCUUUGGGCGGCAAGUAUCUGGGAGACGUCGCCUGUGAACAGGCUUCUCCCGACUCACCUCUUCCCAAGGCGCAUGCUCUUCGAAGUAUCAAUGUUGAUACUACGGUCUUCUUGAAGAUAGGCACGGGCGUUGACUUGGACGACCUCAGAUCCAAGCAACAGAAAACUCUGGAUGACGCCCGAAGUAGAGCGCAAAAGAUUCAGGACAUGAUGAAUAAGAGUGGAUGGGCCAAGGUUGGGAGCCAGAAGAAAGAGGAAGAAGAAGCAAGACUGCAGAACUUGCUGAGCGAAGCGGAUCGACUUGAAGCAGCACUGGGGGAGCUCGAGAGACUCACACUGGAAGUCUAG
Messenger RNA from Capronia epimyces CBS 606.96, 3039 nucleotides. RefSeq names its product valyl-tRNA synthetase. NCBI's taxonomy places the organism in Eukaryota, Fungi, Ascomycota, Eurotiomycetes, Chaetothyriales, Herpotrichiellaceae. The record is from RefSeq and is a predicted model, not a curated record. Gene Ontology annotation, molecular function: valine-tRNA ligase activity; aminoacyl-tRNA deacylase activity; ATP binding. Gene Ontology annotation, cellular component: cytosol. Gene Ontology annotation, biological process: valyl-tRNA aminoacylation. The transcript has a single exon. The coding region runs from base 1 to 3039 and encodes 1012 amino acids.